This is a messenger RNA of Myxocyprinus asiaticus (Chinese sucker), 2896 nucleotides long. RefSeq names its product keratinocyte differentiation factor 1-like. The transcript is spliced from 4 exons. Gene Ontology annotation, cellular component: cell junction. Bases 249 to 1388 code for a protein of 379 amino acids. Gene Ontology annotation, biological process: keratinocyte development; regulation of epidermal cell division. The record is from RefSeq and is a predicted model, not a curated record. Lineage: Eukaryota; Metazoa; Chordata; Actinopteri; Cypriniformes; Catostomidae.
CGAAACACGGCAGGAAUGAAGCUCACCAACCGAAGCUUUACUGUGAGCCGAUUCUGGGAGAGCGUGUUUCGCGACGAAAUCUCUACAUUUCACUCGUUUUCAGUCAAUGAAUCAAAGCACAGAUCGAUGAGGUGGACAUUAUAAGGCGUCAAAGGGAACUUAUUUCACACUCGGACGACUUCCGCGAUCUUGCGCUCAAAACACUGAAGAUUCCGUCCGAGUCUAUGCGGUCCUGAAUGUUGUGAGUUAUGCCUGGCCACAGCACAGGAACACAUCACAAGAUGCGUCCUCACAGCUCGAGCCGUUCGAGGGCUGAUGGCUACAGGCAAAGCCGCACCACGCAAGACACAUACAAAGAGCACUACAGCGAGCAGCCUCGCAGCAUAGAUGCACAAUUUCCCCGUAAAACCCAUCCUCACUACGCCAAUGGCCGAGCCUCAGAAACUCUAGGCUUCAUACCAGGCUCUGCAGACUCGCCGCAGGGCACUCAAGCCUGUGGUUCUUGUGCGUCCCUGGGCUGGAGCAGUUGUAAAGCUCUACUGUGUUGCAUUCUCACCUGUGGGCUUUACGGGUCUCGCAAACCUUGUCUGCCACCCAACGAGAGCUCCACUGAUAACCCUUUGAAAGCUGAGCCUGAGCCACGGAAGCCCAACGGUCUGGCGCUGUCCAACCCAACAUGUGGCGUAGGCCUUGAACCCAGCAAGCCGAGGCAGCUCCCCAGCUCUGGCAGCUUCAGGUAUUGCGAUGUCUACAUCGGCGGUAAAAAGGUGGAGUACACCGUCAACUCGGAGGCACAUCCGCGACGGACCAGGACAGCAGGGAAGGGAGAUAGCCAGAGGCCAAUCAGCAACACCAGCAUCUACUCAAGAGAGGACUUGGAUCUAGAUGACCUGGAUGACGGUGGCACUGAUAUCGACUCGCUGAUCACGAAAAAGCUCCUGGAACUUUAUAAAAUGCACCAGAUCGAGCAGCUGGCCAAGUGCACGUCUGAUUUGUCAUUCUCUCGUAAAACCAAUGAGAUCAGUGACCUGAUCAACAGCAUCGCUCAGGACUAUAACUUAGAAGAGCAGGAAGCAGAGUGUCGGUUGGUGCACGGCGUAAUACGCAUCAGCACCCGCCAUAAGACAAAUAAAGGUAAAGGCAAAGACAAUAAACCACAGGAUGCGAUACAGCAUGCUAACGGUAGGAGGGAUGGAACGCUGCCUGAUAGUGGCAAUGAGACCAUGACUUUCACCUUUAGUGAUGGGGAACCCGAGAUGCAAGUGUCAGAAUCGACAACCUCAGAUCUGCUCGCCCGAAAUAUUCAAAAUGAAAUGAGAGGCUACAGCGGGAAAAAUUUUUGCUCCAGCUCAGCCACGGAUUCAUCAGGAGCGCCGUUAUUGCACUAACACCUCUUGCUGUUUCCUCUCCAAUAUUAAUACCUACUUAGUGUUCACUCUGUCCAUGUGCUCCUCCCGUAUUUCAGUGAAAGCAGUGAUUAUGCUGAGGAGACUCUGUGUUUGUCUGAAUGGCCAAAGACUGCUGUCAACCACGCAUGUUCUGUUGUGGUUCUACAGAGUGUCUAAUGUUAAACAUGGGAGCCUGCUGCAAAAAAAAAAUGUUGUAGGUCGACUUGAUGGUUUUCUUCCUACUGCACUCACCAGAAGCCAUAUGGUUAGUUACAAAAGGGACAAGUUUCCUGACCAAAUCUUUGCUAUCUGGUAUUUAUUUGCGUUUGUUUUAAUUUACUAUCAAGUCACAAGAGUCGUCCUAUAUGUGGCGAUGUAUCCAGUGAGGAUGUUUGGUUUAAGCACUGAUUAAUGGCAACCAUGAGACGCUAUGGUGCUGCUAUAGAUCAGACUGCUUUGCUGUGGUAGCCCGUCCUGCAAGUGUCAACUCAGAAUAUUUUGUAUUCCAAUGUUGCUAUUUUUCUUAAAUAUGUAAUGCAAUUUAAUGUUGUUUUGGUACUGCUCACUUUAUGACAAGACACCCAUAUCUUUAUUGUGGAAUAUUUGUCAAUGUUUUACAAUGCUUUGUAAAGAUUUUUUUUUUUUAUCUAAAUAAAAAGGGAAAUUUCCCUGUUUUUCUGUUCUUUUAACCAUUAUUUUUAAACGGUAUCUGCAUCCUUUUGUCUUUGAUAUAGUGUGCAUGUCAACUUUUAGAACACAGUUUUAGCUGCAUUGCAUAACAUAUUUACACUUGUAUGUGUUAACCACAGUAAAUCUCUCUCGCUCUUUCCUGUGCAUUAUUUUUCUCGGAAGGCUGCAUCGGUGCCUCCUCCCUCUGUUUCCCUCAGGUCACUGUGCUAUGAACUUGUUUGGCUGGUUUGACAGAAGAAAGGAAAUAAUAUCCUAGUGUUUGUUGGAGUUGUACAUUGCGGAGGAGGGGCAAAACUCCAGUGAUAAUUCCCCUCGCAACUGUCCUCUUUAUGACACCAUGCGGCCUACCGUCACACUAGCUACUCUAUAUUUUAUUUUCAGGAUAUGCCAAAUAAAGUUUAUAGUAAUUUAAUGGAAGUUAUCCAGGAUAAACUUUCUGUCAGACAUGUUUACAAAACAUUAUUUUCAUAAUUACCUCUCUGUUAAUAUGUGAUCUGUGUUAGGAUUUUGCUAAGUUGUAGCACUUUGCAUUGACCUGUGUCAAAACAUUUCACAUUCCAAUUCAUUGUGUGUUAAGAGCACAAUGGCAAAAUGGUCUUUGAAUUAGAUCUGAACUCUCUCUAUGUCUAACGAGUGAUCACACUGGUGAUUUAGCAGAUGUAGCUGCUGUAUUUGCAUUAUCUGUUUUGUUUUUUCAUGUGAAUUUAUUAAUAGUCCCCUCUAUAUUUGUUUUUACAUUUUCUACCUUGAUGUAUCUUAGGAUUUCUUCAUGGAUGGCCCAUUCUGUAUAUUCUUUUGAUAUAUUAACCAAGCUAUUG